Molecule: messenger RNA, 2527 nt
Organism: Bombus pyrosoma
Lineage: Eukaryota; Metazoa; Arthropoda; Insecta; Hymenoptera; Apidae
Gene: Ddrgk1
Product: DDRGK domain-containing protein 1
Exons: 3
Coding region: 69-944 (291 amino acids)
Source: RefSeq, a predicted model, not a curated record
CAUUAUCGAUAUCUACUUUCUCGAUAAUCGGAAACUAAACUCGCCUAGGAAAAUAACGGAAACAAAAAAUGGACGUUACGCUGUUAGCUUCUUUCGCUGUUUUAAUUAUUGCACUGAUUAUCGGCAUUACGGUAUUUUCCAGUCAAAAAUCAGCAAAGAAAAAACAAGCAAAUGUAGCCGAAAGAGUUGCACAAGGUAGACCAAUAAGGCGAGCAGCGGGUCAAAGAGUUGCUAGACGUCGUAUGCAAGCGACUUCCAAUCAGCAAAUUGAGGAAGAUGACGAUGGAUCUGGAAAUGAAGCUAACGACGAAGCAGAUGAGAAGCCAGCCACGCCUGAUUUUAAAAUGGGUGCAAAGAAAAGGGCCAAGUUGGCAGCCAAAUCAGAGAAAAGAGCACAAAGAGAAGUUGUUGAAAGAGAAAGAGAAGAACGUAAGAAAAGAGAACAACUUCUUCAAGAAGAAAGAGAUAAACAAUCUGAAAGAGAGAGGGCAGAAGAAUUAAGACAAGAGGAGGCAGAAAGGAAAGCCAGGGAGGAGAAAGAAAGGAAAGAACACGAAGAAUAUUUAAAAAUGAAACAAGCAUUUAGCGUAGAAGAAGAGGGCUAUGAUCAGGAUGACGAAGAAGACAAAGAAAAUUUAUUAGAAGAAUUUGUUCUAUACAUUAAGCAAAACAAAGUAGUAAUUCUAGAAGAUUUGGCAGCACGCUUUGGUUUAAAAACAUCAAGCGUAGUAGAAAGAAUUCAGGAUCUGCAGGCGCAUGAAAAUUUGACUGGAGUUAUCGACGAUAGAGGGAAAUUUAUUUACAUAUCUCAGGAGGAGCUGGAAGCUGUGGCAAAAUUUGUCAGACAACGCGGUAGAGUCAGCAUCACCGAACUAGCAGAAAAUUCAAAUCGUUUGAUUAAUUUGAAUCCAGGAAAACAACCUAGCAUAGUGGAAGCUAGAUAGGUUAUGUGAAAUAAGAAUAAUUUUAAUUUUAACAAAAUGUAUACAUUGUUCACAUUCAGAAAAUAGGGUUAUUAUAUAUAGAGUAAAAAAUAUCCUAUUUAUGUCGUAUAAAUUGUAUAUUUGCUGUAAAUAACACAUCUACAUAUAAAAUGCAAUUUUUAUUACCGUUAAGAUAUACUUGAUAAAUUAAUUUAACAUUAUUAAAUCAGAACGUGAUCAGAAAAUAGGUUUGAUACUUUCGACGAUUUCAGACACGCGUUAACGAUUCCUUUCUUAAGAUCUGUUAGAAAGAUAUUUAUUAGUCACAGCUCGUAUUUACAUAUUAUUAAAAAUCUACUCAAGACGGAAACACCCGAAACUUCCAAGCUUUUCGAAUCAACAAUCUGAUGACACCAAGGAUCGAUGUUGCAUCAGAUUCUAGUUUUCAUGUAGAUGCAAAUUGUUUGCGUUAUUUUUUAUUCUUCCCUGAAUGUAUAAUUUAUGUCGUCGAAAUGCGUGUUGACGAUAAUUCUAUUUCUAAAUUGCACGGCGGUAGUUAAUCAUUAACUGGAAGAAUUAGAAGAAUUUUCUGUAAUUAAAUUUAUUCUUCGGGAACACCUUCAUCGAAGGAUUAACUUUGGCCUGAAAAAGAUCGAUGUGCUGAUCAAUACGUUGAUUUACGAGAAAGACGGCUAGCGGCACUUUACAACCAGUAACGUAUCCCGUUCUUCAGCCUAAAGUUAGUUCAACAGCUACGAGGCCUCGUCCAUCAAAUCUUUUUAGCUCCAAGAGCAAUGUGCGAUUUGUUUUAAGACGAAUGAUAAUAGUUCCAUAUCUAUAAUAAUACGAAUAAUAAUAUUUCUACGAUCAAAAAGAAUUAUCACCUUGAAACUGUAUGCUUCAAACGUACUUCCUUGAAUUUAUCCUACAAUAUGCGAUAAAAUAUUAUUUUCAUAAAAUUUAGGUAUUUUUUCUUACAAAAUAAUGGCGUCAUCUAAAAGCUAAAGAUAUCAUACGUCUGAUUCAUGGUCGCGUAUAAUUCAGGAAAUUUUUCACAGUUUUUCCUGUAUGAAUAGUAAUUUGACCUCCAUUAAUUCAUGCACAUCAUCAACAAGCUUACUGGUAAUGUAAACUACCGAUCUAUUAAAAAUUCUGUCAUUGAUGGUUCGGAGGAAUCGAGAUCAAUCCCCACUCGAUAUCAAAACUGAAUAUGCGAAGAAGGGGACACUCGCAAGCUAUGUAAGAGGCGACAGAAUCGCCGGAGAACCUGCAGUCUUUCUGGCGAUCUCGAGUUUACAUCCAUUUAAAAAUUCCUCGCUCAUUCAGCUCAUUAGAAAAAGAACAAAAAGAGCGAAUAAUUAUCGAUCCGAGUCGAUGUGAGGAAAGUUGGAAUCAACAGAAAUCGCAGUAGUAUUUCGUGGCAAUCGAGAAGACCUAUGUGUCGAUGAGGUGCAAAGUCUUGGACUGUCAAGGCAACUCCCCAACAUUCUUACCCAGUGUUAGGCUUGCUAAAAAUCUUCGAACUCGCAAGGGGAGUCGACGUGCUAAUGUUGGAAAUCGUUUAGAACUGCUAGUUCUGGUUCACUUGCACCACGUGCCAUAAA